This is a messenger RNA of Eucalyptus grandis, 527 nucleotides long. Its product is annotated as defensin-like protein 1. Gene Ontology annotation, biological process: defense response. The transcript is spliced from 2 exons. Bases 63 to 284 code for a protein of 73 amino acids. NCBI's taxonomy places the organism in Eukaryota, Viridiplantae, Streptophyta, Magnoliopsida, Myrtales, Myrtaceae. The record is from RefSeq and is a predicted model, not a curated record.
GUACAUAAAUACACCACACCUCGAAGCCCUCCAUUGCAAGUUUUGCAGUGAAGUAGAAAGCGAUGGAGAAGAGCAAGAUGAGAUGCAUGGGGCUUUUCCUGAUGGUGCUCCUCGUCCUCGCUGCCCAGGAGGCGGAGGGGAGGGUGUGCGAGUCCCAGAGCCACGGCUUCAAGGGGGCUUGCGCCAGCAACCACAACUGCGCCCUGGUCUGCCGCAACGAGGGCUUCUCCGGCGGCCGUUGCCGUGGAUUCCGGCACCGCUGCUUCUGCACCAAGCUUUGUUGACGGCCAAUGCACGUGCAUGCAACCGAAUAACGAAGUGUUGGAUGACUAGCUGAGGCUGGUGUGUGCCGUGUCGUAGUGAGUGAGCGAGUGAGCCAAAUAAAUAUGUUCGAAGAUUCUGAGUUCCUUAGUUUCUAAGCUUUCUAGGACUUUGAUGUGCUUUGACCAUUCACUGUUCUCUCUCUUCUAUCGCUUUGCGUAAUUUCUUGAUUCGGGGUGAAAUGUGUUUCAUGCUUCUGUUUUCCA